AGCAGCGCAACAGGUGUUGGUACAAGAGUAUUUUCGGUCCUUAACUGACUUCCAAGAGUUUGAACAGCAGCUGCAUGCAACUGCUAAGAAGGGAAAUCAACUGCUGGUGUACAUGAAUGAACGUGGAAGGACGGAUUAUUCAUGAACAAAAUGUUGAGGCUCUUGUUACGGUUCGUGGACCCAUGUGUUGACAUUUAGGCAUGGGAAGGAAGCGGACAUUGUUCUAAUCCUACGCGCUUCAGGCUGCGAAGGAAGAGGACGACGAGAACACGUUCUUUUUGUGUGCUGGUUAGUUGACCUUGUGCUUCUAGCUGCUUCUCUCUCAUUCCACAUCAGUGUAACACACAGUCAGAGUGAAGAUGAAAUUCGUCUUGCCUAGGAUGACGAACCUGAAGGCGCCUACAGCAGUGAGACCGAAAGAAGCGUCAACACGUCGUUACAUGUCACUCUGGGAAAAGCUGCGCCGAUGUCGUUCAGCUAGGAUAUUAUUGCCCAUUCUCCUCGUGCUGAUUCUGCUCCAAUAUUACUUCCUGGCACGUUCAACGAGGGUUCCACUACAUGGCAUGAUCAACCCGAACAGGUCCCGCACAUCGCUCAAUGGGCUCGGCACGCAAUCGAAGGUUAUCAGACAAAAGACGAAUGGUUCGAAAGUUUCUCUGGCUCCGAAAAAGGUCACGACAGAUCACCCACCAAUGCCACCAGAGCUGGUGAAAUAUCUGCGUAUCCCAUACAACGAGUUGUGCGAUCCCGUUCCUCCGAAUCUUGUGGGACACGUGGAACCCGUACUGACCCCGCCAGCGUUACAGAUGAUAGAGGAAAGAUUCCCGGAGCUCAAACCAGGUGGAAGGUACACUCCAAAACACUGUAUGGCUAGGAGCCGCGUCGCCAUCAUCGUACCCUAUUCAAAACGCCUUCUUCAUCUCCAAAUAUUCCUGUAUAAUCUACAUCCGAUACUCCAGAGACAGCAGCUGGAUUACGGUAUCUACAUCAUUGAGCAGGCUGGUCACGACCCGUUCAAUCAAGGCAAGCUACAAAACGUGGGCUUCGUGGAGGCCUUGAAGCAGCACAACUACGAGUGCUUCUUCAUCCAUGACAUUGACCUUGUCCCUCAAGACGAUCGAAACCUGUACACCUGUGCUGAGUAUCCAAGGCACGUUGGUGCUUCACAGGAUAAGUUCAAGUACAGGUAUCCUUACCAGGGGUACUUUGGUGGAGCAGUUGCUCUUACGAAGGAACACAUGGAAUUGCUCAAUGGCUACUCGAAUGAGUAUUGGGGAUGGGGAGGCGAAGACGAUGACAUACAUAACAGGAUUUUCGCGAAGGGCCUGAAGAUCACAAGGUACUCCAUGAACGUAGCGCGGUAUACUCACCUAGGUCAUCGCCGUGGCAUACGAAACCCCAUGAGGCAUAACGCGCUGUAUGACGGGGUAGCCAGGGCCAAAACAGAUGGGCUCAACAGUCUGAAGUACAAGAGGCUUCAGUUGGAGCAUUAUAAACUGUACACGUGGGUUCUGGUUGACCUGUUAUAUAAUCAGACUCGUAGAACGGACAUUCCCAUCUACACCGGUCACUAUACUACAAAGAAACCAUAAAAAGAGACGAACGGAGAGAGCGAACGGAAUGAGUGAUUUAACAGUGACAGAAUGAAAGGGAUAAUAAACUCUUUUUAAAAAGAACA
Molecule: messenger RNA, 1678 nt
Organism: Ornithodoros turicata
Lineage: Eukaryota; Metazoa; Arthropoda; Arachnida; Ixodida; Argasidae
Product: beta-1,4-N-acetylgalactosaminyltransferase bre-4-like
Exons: 9
Coding region: 360-1592 (410 amino acids)
Biological process (GO): carbohydrate metabolic process
Cellular component (GO): Golgi apparatus
Molecular function (GO): galactosyltransferase activity
Source: RefSeq, a predicted model, not a curated record